AUGAGGUCGAUAGUACUGUUGUGUUUUGUGGGUCUGGUGGCUGCUAAGCCCACAGGGGAGGAAGACGUCUUCAACUCCGUGGUGGGAGUGGUGAAAACGUGCGGCGAACAGGACGUGUCCUUGUGCCUAAAGGAGCGUGCACUGAAAUACGCGGAAAACCUCGCUUCGUCACGGGAGAUUAGCAUCUCUGAAGGCAUCACCUUGAUCGGAACUGGAUCCCCACGAUCAGCCAGGUCCUUUGAGCCUCUGCCAGAGGAACCCAGGUCCAGGGAGAACCAGGUGGAGUCCAGGCUGCUGGACGCUGCUGCCGACUUCCUUGAGAACCAUGUCAUCCAGCUGCGGGUUCCCAAGUCAACAGUGGAGGAUGUCAAGAGAUCACUUGAAGAAGGUCGCGGCAAGAAGAAGAAGCUGAAGCAGCUCAUCCCUCUGUUCGCUCUACUCCAACUGAAGAUCCAGUCCCUCAUCCCUCUCUUCCUGGCCAUCAUCGCCUUCGCAGCCAUCAAGGGUGUCCUGCUGGCCAAGGCGGCUCUUCUGGCUUCGGCGCUGCUGCUCCUCAAGAAGCUCCUCUCCAAGCAUGAGCAUCAUGAGAGCUAUGAGGUGGUAGCCCAUCCUCAUCAUGAGGAGCACUUCAGCCAUGGAGGCGGCCAUGGGGGCUGGGGAAGGUCGCAAGAUGCCCAGAACCUCGCCUACAAUGCUUACUCCCAAUGAACCAGGAUACCUCAGCUGACAGUCGCUCGACAGUCAUUUGACAGAAGC
Messenger RNA from Aricia agestis (brown argus), 756 nucleotides. RefSeq lists its product as uncharacterized. NCBI's taxonomy places the organism in Eukaryota, Metazoa, Arthropoda, Insecta, Lepidoptera, Lycaenidae. The record is from RefSeq and is a predicted model, not a curated record. The transcript has 3 exons. The coding region runs from base 1 to 708 and encodes 235 amino acids.